GGUUUCAUUAGUGGAUGUGACCCAGUUUAAUGCAUGUUAGAUGCACUGAAGAAGGAAGUGAUGCAAGACAUUAACCUCAUAAUACGUGCAAUUCUGCAUUGUCUGUCUCUGUGUUCUUGGGGUGCAUUUGUGUAGCAUCACACACAGGCUGGAUCACUGCAGUCUGUUGUCAUUGGGAGGAAAUACUCUGAGCCAAUUUGACAUCCACCACUAGCAUGAGAAUGAACUCGUCAGGUGGUCAAGAAGUUGAACAGAAUGCAACAGGAAGUGAGAAGGUGGAACUUCCUGUGUUGACUCAACCUGGCCUCGGGAUGACCACGACAACAGUGACCACAAUCAGUCAGACUGGUGGAGACUGGAGCACAGGGCUGUUUGACGUGUGUGGUGACACCAGCACAUUUCUGAUGGGUGCGUUUGUGCCGUGCUGUUUGGACCUGAGUGUGGCUCAUCAGUAUGGAGAAUGCAUGUGUCUGCCGCUGCUGCCCGGAUCUACAUUUGCCAUGAGAGUGGGCAUCCGAGAGCGCUUUAAGAUCAGGGGCAGUGUGUGUGAGGACUGGACUACGGUAUAUUGCUGCUACCCUCUGGCCCUCUGUCAGAUGAUCAGAGAGAUGAAGAAGAGGCUGAAGACGCAGAUCUACACUGUUUCCACAGUGCUGGAGAGCUCAUGAGAUACUCUGUGUGUGGGGUCAGGACAUUUGGUCACCCACAAUGAAGGCAAAACCUAAAUCACCUACAAAGUGGGGAUCAGCCAACAGUUCAAAUGAGGAAAAUGGUUUGAUAAAUAAGAUUUCAAUUACAGUUUAAAAUGGGAAGUUUCAGGGGUAGUGCAUAGAAAAUGUCUUUAGUUCAAUAUAAAAACAAUUGAAGUCAUUGGAAAGUCCCCACUAUGAGAGAAAAACAAAUAUGUGCGUGUGUGUGUGCAGUCAGCUCAGAUUGUCUUCUCGUCAGUGUUUUUGACGAUGCUAAGGACUGAGGGGCCGUCUCAGUUGUCAGCAUGUUUAUUACCAAGGGUCCAGAAGUUCAUGCAGGGUUAGACAUAUCAGUAUUCUUUGCUCUGAGAUUGAUGUGUCUGACAUUUCAAAUUGACAGCGAGAUGGAGAGACAGAUGGGUAAAGAGAUGCAUGAAUGGAGAGUGGAGGUGUACACUUUGAUUUCAUACUGCUGUCACACAGUUCAUGUACACAUGCAGUUUUAUUAUGUAUUAAAGCUGAAGUGUAAUUUCUGCGCCACUACUGUCACCAAACAGAACUGCAAAAAUAAUGACCCUUGAUAAUAAAUGUAGUAAAUGUCAAACAGGUUUUCUACCUGUCUACCUGUCAUUGGUUGGCCAUUUAAAAAAUAAUAAUAAUAAUAAUAAUUAUUUAAAAAUUUGAGAUUGGUCAAAACUGAUUUGAGAUCUCUCUUAUGGGGUGACGAAUUUAAAAGAAAGUGUUAGAAAACCUUAAAAUAUAGGGCUAUUUAAAUUAAAAUUUAGUUUAAGCAUUAACCUUUAGCUCCCCAACACAGUCUCAUCAUGACAACUCAUAAUAAUUCGUACAAGAUGCCGAAAACAAGAGAUCGUACAACUUGGCUUGUACGAAAAGGUACGACUUUUAUGUCCAUAGAGACAACAGAAGAACAAACGGAAUUCCAAAUAGGUACAACACAAGCAUAACAUUUUAGCUAGCAUCCUAUCAAAUGCAGAAUUUUAAGAAAGGAAAUGUUAUGUGAAGGUCUAAUUUAAACUGAAUUGGAAACUUUUUACCAGGUCUUCAUAAUUUGUUAUUGGUACUUUCCAAAUGUCUUAUAUGUACAUAUUAUAUUGAAAAACCACCCAUCACUUUAUUAAGAUAUGUAUUACAAUAUUGCAUUAUAUUUCCUGUUACAAGAAAGCAUAGAGUCUGUCUAUAUAUCUGUAGAGGGCACUGUUGUUACACACACUUUCCCUAGUCCAUGAAGUACAGAGAGUGUGUAUUUGUGUGUGAGAUGGCAUGGAUAUGUCUGCUGUCAAGGGUUUUCUGUGGGGUCCCUGAGGGACAUGAGACCGCUGGAGCCCUAAACACUGCAGAUACAAAUUCAGAGAGGUGAAAAAUGAGGACAGGGAAGACUGUGACACAAGAUCAAGGAAAGUUUCAAGCAGCCCUGUUUUCUCUCUCUUAUACACACUUUCCUGGCUCAAAUAUAUCUGAGCACCAAUAUACCCAUCUUUUUACUUUAUAUGUAUUUUUCUUUUAAAAGCAAGACUUUCUGAGUUCUAGUGUAUUAUAUAAUGGUGAAAGUAAAUUGGUAUUAAUCAAUAAAGCAAUACGCCAUGAGAGGCCAUGCAUUACUGAUUUUUUUCAUGGGUAAGAAAAGGGGUUCUUACCACCUUAAAGGG
Myxocyprinus asiaticus (Chinese sucker) is the source of this 2356-nucleotide messenger RNA. RefSeq names its product PLAC8-like protein 1. NCBI's taxonomy places the organism in Eukaryota, Metazoa, Chordata, Actinopteri, Cypriniformes, Catostomidae. The record is from RefSeq and is a predicted model, not a curated record. The transcript has 5 exons. The coding region runs from base 216 to 668 and encodes 150 amino acids.